Caenorhabditis briggsae is the source of this 2634-nucleotide messenger RNA. The record is from RefSeq and is a predicted model, not a curated record. Lineage: Eukaryota; Metazoa; Nematoda; Chromadorea; Rhabditida; Rhabditidae. Gene Ontology annotation, biological process: maintenance of protein localization in endoplasmic reticulum; positive regulation of cilium assembly. The transcript is spliced from 14 exons. The coding region runs from base 1 to 2634 and encodes 877 amino acids. Gene Ontology annotation, cellular component: ciliary basal body; endoplasmic reticulum membrane.
AUGCUGAGCUUCCUGGUAUACUCUCUUCUCUUCACCUCCACAGACGCCAUCAAAUGCUUCAGUUGCGCCAGUAACAAUAUGAAAGAGAACUUUCUGACCAAGCAACGAGGUCCAGGAGGGCGGAUUCAACUACCCAGAACGUUCAGUGAUGAUUGCAAUGGGAGCACAAAUAUCAUUAGGGACCGAAGCGCAGAUGACUGUGGUGCCGGUGGUAUUUGCGUUAAGUGGACCCAAACUGUUAAUAAUUCGGGUGCCUACAGCCAAAUGACAUUCCGUGGAUGCUACAAUAAAAUGUUUAAUUUGAAUGAUCCAUCGGUGUUCAAACCACCCAAUCACUCAUUUUGCACACAUUCGGAGGUCGACUUGGCUUGCCUAUCCGAUGCCUCGGUUAUCGAAGACACUUGCUGGUGCCAAGGAGACUCGUGCAAUGGAGUAUUUUUUGAGCACCGGAAAAUUUUUAAAAACCCAAAAAGUCAAAAUUACAGAGACAAUAGUCGAAAUGCCAGCGAGACUUCGAGUAUUCAGGAUCUUCUGAUCAACGUAGAAGCCAACGAUUUGUCGAGUGUGGUCAAUGAAGAGGUCUCAAUCACAAUGUCGGCACCACCAUCACCGGAAACGCCUCGGAAAAUCGAUUUUGAGUCGGAAAUAGAAAAUCCCAAAUCCGAGCGAGUAAGACGACGAUUAACGCUGAAAAACUCGCUAGGCAGUGAUUUAGAGAACGAUGGUGAGAAAUCGACGCCUGUCCGAAAACCGUCUAGAAUCUCGUAUGACGAGCGGCUAACAGUGAUUUGCGAUAGUCAGACGUCGUCACCGCUUCGUAAGAUCGUUCAGAAUCCGCAGAAAUGUAAAUUCGCGCCAGAAAAAGUUUCAGACACUCCAUCGCCGUCGCAGGAGCGUGAAAAGAGUCCGUUUGAUGAUGUGGUUCAGCCGAAGGGCUUUUUUGGAUUCUUCUGGGAAGAAAUGACAAGAGGCUACUCUCUGCACAACGACCAUGCUCGUUUCUCGGAGAAGCGUCGAAAAGUUUACGCGUUCCUUCGAAUCCCUCUGGAACUCGAGCAGUUCCUGGCCUACGGCCUUCUCCAGUGCAUCGACUCCUUCUUCUAUCUCUUCACAUUUCUACCCCUCCGAUUUCUAAUGUCAAUUUUUGGUGCGCUUUUUCGAGUGAAACGAUGGACGUCUGCGGAGACUUGCGACUUUUUAAAAGUCCUUAUCAUUUUUGCGGCUUCCAUGUUGAUUCGGGAGAUUGAUUCAUCAUUUCUAUAUCAUCAAGUAAGGAGUCAGGGGACCAUCAAGCUGUACAUUUUCUACAACAUGUUAGAGGUUGCCGAUCGAUUGUUUAGUAGUUUGGGACAGGACAUGUUCGACGCACUACUCUUCACUGCCAACUCGGAACGUCGUCUAUCCGCUGGCCACAUCGUCCGAACCACUCUCCACCUCAUCGUCGCCAUCGUCUACGCCACUAUUCACUCAUUUCUAGUCAUUCUCCAAGCCACCGUCCUCAACGUGGCAUUCAAUUCACACAACCAAACCGUACUUGCAAUUAUGAUGAGCAAUAACUUUGUGGAGUUGAAAGGGGCUGUAUUCAAGAAGUUUGCAAAGGCGAAUCUGUUUCAAAUGGCUUGCAGUGAUGUUCGAGAACGAUUCCAUAUUUAUGCACUACUGUUUGUGGUCAUGAUUCGAAAUAUGACUGCUGUCAAUUGGAAUGUCGACUCGUUUGCGGAAAUGGUGCCGGAUAUCAUAAUGGUCGUCGGCUGCGAGUACUUUGUGGAUUGGCUGAAGCACGCAUUCAUCACAAAAUUCAACGAGAUUAAUUCAGAAGUGUACAAGGACUUCACAAUAACCAUAGCGUUCGAUGUAAUCCGAAGUCGGGAGGAGAGCGCGUUCAGUGACUAUUCGGAUCAGGUGGCAAGGCGGAUGGGCUUCAUUCCGAUUCCAUUGUCGAUUAUGAUCAUUCGAGUGUUGAGUCAGACGUUUACACUCGAUAAUUGGGGAUCGAUUAUUGUUUUUGUAAUCGGUUGGUUCCUCCUUCUUGCCAUCAAGUGCUGUAACGGUGUCAUUAUGCUGGGAAAGGCUUGCCAGCACGUCAAACGCUUCCGCGAUAUCCAGGCUCGAUCCGAGUUCGAGCUGUUCCGCAAACGAAUGGUCGAGAAGAAGAGCAAAUCGGCGCCCAACUCGCCGAGAAUGUCUUUGAUCGAUUUUACAGACGUACUCCAUCAACCGGCAGCUGGAAAAGGAUUCACUGUUUCCGACAUGCUCAGUCAGUGGGAUGAGUUACAGCCUAGCUUGCUCUCUGAUAAUCGCCGAAGCACGGAUAGAGAUACAGCGAUUUCUGGGUUGAUGGCUAGGAAUGACGAGAGGACGCCGAGACGAGCCGUUAGUAUGGCACAUAUUCCAAGACGAGACAGAAGUGAGCCGCCAGCGGCGAGCAUUGAUCAGGAGCCAACGGACACUGAUGAGCCGCCGAUCACCAUCGCAACGUCGGCUUCGCAAGUGAACUCUGAACAGGCUUCGCCAACGAAAAAGAAAGCGCCGGCACCGGUGACGGCUCCAGUAUUGACUACGACGUCUUCUGAUGAGUUGGCAGAUGUGACAGCGUACAAGAUGCCGGAGCAAGGUGUUCAGAGGAUAGAAUAA